UUCGUUGUUCGUAAAGCCUAGGACGUCAGUUCUUUUCAGUUUAUGUUUUUGGUUAGUGUUCUUUUUAAAGUGAAGAUCAAAGAUGAAGGCGGAAAUUUUAUUAUUCGUGAUCACCAUGGGAGUUUCAGCAGUGAUGGCGGCAUUACCCCAAUGCACAGAAGAGGGUAGGUUUCCUUAUCCUGGCACAUGUGGAGCAUAUUUUGACUGUACUCGGAAUGAAUCUGGUGGCUAUAACCUUGUUAAGGAUAACUGCAGAGGCUACACCUUCGAUUCUGCCACGAAAACUUGUAUUGACAUGCAAUGUGAAGCCCGGAUUAAACGCAGUGUUACUACUGAUGAUCAUCAGUACUCGCAUUUGUGUCAAGGUCAGCCGGACAAAUUUGUAUGUGCCAGUUGCAAAACGCUCGUCAUGUGUGUGAAGGGUCAAGCCUUCACUCGUCACUGUACCCAUAAUAACUUCUGCACAGGCCGGAACAAGUUUGGAGGUGGAGUUUGCUACCCAAAUGAACCUGUAGAGUGCACUUGUACGAAGGCUAAUGACUUCAAGGUAGAUCACUAUGAUCCCCAGAGAUUCUUCUCUUGUGACAACAUUGGUGCAACACCAGAGAGUUACAGGUGCCCAGAUGGAAUGGAAUUUGACGAAAGUAUAGCUCAAUGCCGCAACAUUGGCGGCCUGCCACCAUGCUCCGUUUCAGGACAGUUUGUUAAUCCCAGUAACUGUAAAGAAUACUACUCUUGCAUUCCCCUUAAACACGGAUGGCUUCAGAAGACUUUCCAAUGCAUCCAAGGCCUGAUGUUCAAUCAGAAGACGCAGAAAUGUGAAAAUCCUUGCAAGUACCAGUUCGUGUGCACGCAAGAGGGACGUUACGCAGACACUAUCAACAAGCGUAAUUACUUUGAAUGCUACAUGUUGGGAGGAAGUCUGAGACAAGUGCGUUAUAAUUGCCCAGAGGGUUAUAUGUGGAGUGAAGACUCUCCAGGCAUUGGGAAGUGUGUUGAAGACCAUGGUGAGAGGGACGAUGAUUAUCCCUUCAGGCAAUGCUCAUUGGAUGGCUUGUGUGUAGUUGUUUUCAGUGCAGGUACCAAUUAGGAGGAACUGAACGAGGAAGUGUGGAAGCUUCCCAUCAAAAUGAACUAGACGUCACCGCCCUUUGACUUCAAUAUUUUUUUCCAGUUUUAAUAAGAUGAUUUUAAAUUAAAGUUUGUUUUACUUUAAAAUCCUCGGCUACAGAACAUUACUUUGUUGAUACACUAAAGUAACACUACUUGUGACAUUUACAUUAAAAGCCAACAAGGUACUUCAGGAACCCCUUCACUCUGACUUUACUAGUCGCUCUAAAGUAACUGCAUCAUUAACUAUACUGUGGUUGGUGUCCUGUUAGCCCCUCCCAUGGCAAGUAU
Messenger RNA from Penaeus indicus, 1401 nucleotides. RefSeq lists its product as uncharacterized. Gene Ontology annotation, molecular function: chitin binding. The transcript has 5 exons. Bases 83 to 1090 code for a protein of 335 amino acids. Lineage: Eukaryota; Metazoa; Arthropoda; Malacostraca; Decapoda; Penaeidae. Gene Ontology annotation, cellular component: extracellular region. The record is from RefSeq and is a predicted model, not a curated record.